GAAAAUGUUUGGAGAGGAAAAAAAGUGUUGGUGUAAGUGAGCAAGAGAGACGGAGAGAGGAAGGGGAGGAGGAGAAGGGGAUCUGGCUGCGUCGCACCCGUGCGUAAAUGUGAGCAUCCUCGCCGCGCUCCCCUCCGUCCCCGCGUCCGCGUCCCUCCAGCCUCCAGCGGCGCCGCUCACCUUCUCGCAUCCGGGAUCACCUGCUCGGUGGUCGGUGGCCAGCUUUGGACCGUGGAGUCCCGGCUGUCUCGGCUCGGCGCCCUCCUGCAGGGGUUGGGAGGAGCGCCGGGGACUUCGUCCAGGUUCCUGCCCGGCUUCGUGUCCACGGCCGGUGAGAGCCAUGGCUCGGAGCGCCGCGAGCGACGCGGGUCCACGCGCUCUCGGAUGCCGGUGAUGCGGGGGCUCAUUGCGCCGCAGAACACCUUCUUGGACACCAUCGCCACUCGCUUCGAUGGGACUCACAGUAACUUCGUCCUAGGCAACGCGCAGGUCCAGUCCGUCCACCCCAUUGUCUACUGCUCUGAUGGCUUCUGUGAGCUGACCGGCUUUGGCCGCGGCGAGCUGAUGCAGAAGAGCUGCAUGUGUCACUUCCUGUACGGCAGCGAGACCAGCGAGCGGCUCACGGCGCAGAUGCAGAAGGCUCUGGAUGAACGGAGAGAGUUCAAGACCGAGAUCGUUCUGUACAAAAAGAGCGGCUCUAAAUUCUGGUGUUUGCUGGACAUUGUGCCCAUAAAGAACGAGAAGAGCGAGGUGGUUCUGUUCCUGGUCUCACACAAGGACAUUACUGCAAAUAAGGACCUGGACCAUGGCAACGAGUCUGACACGGAUGAGGAAACCGGUCUGGAGAUCCACCAGAUCACUCGCCCUCCCGGCUUCAACGUGGAGCGGCGGCGCAGUCGUGCUGUCCUCUACCAGCUGUCUGGACACCUACAGAAGCAGGACAAGACCAAAAGCAAGCUCAAGAUCAACAAUAAUGUUCUCGGAGCCAACGCCAACCCGGUCCCAGAGUACAAGGUGGCAGACAUCCAGAAGUCCUGCUUCAUCCUCCUCCACUACGGCGCGUUCAAAGCCGGCUGGGAUUGGCUGAUCCUCCUGGCCACCUUCUACGUCGCUGUCACCGUUCCCUACAACGUCUGCUUCACAGCCGUGGAGAUCCGCGAGGACGGCGGCUCGGCGGCGCGGAACCCCCCCAGUGUCAGUGAUAUUCUGGUGGAGAUCCUCUUCAUCAUUGACAUCGUGCUCAACUUUCGAACCACCUACGUGAGCACGUCUGGUCAGGUCGUGUACGACGCCCGCUCCAUCUGCAUCCACUACGUCACAUCCUGGCUGUUUGUGGAUCUGAUCGCUGCCCUGCCCUUUGACCUGCUGUAUGCCUUUAAUAUCAGCGUGAACUUUGGGGUUCACCUGCUGAAGACCGUUCGCCUUCUGCGUCUUUUGCGCCUCCUGCAGAAGCUGGAUCGUUACUCCCAGUACAGCGCCGUGGUUCUUACCCUGCUGAUGUCCACGUUCGCCCUGCUGGCCCACUGGAUGGCCUGUGUCUGGUACUUCAUCGGACGCAGCGAGAUAGAAAGCAACAGUCCGGCCUCCUGGGAUAUAGGCUGGCUCCACGAACUGGCCAAACGCUUAGGAACGCCAUACUUUCUGGCGCCGCUAAGCUCCCUGUUGGGCAUCUCUGAUUCGCCUCAGGGCGCUGUGACGGCAGCACUGACCAAUUACAGCCAGUUCAACGGAUCGGGGUUGCAGCCGCUGAAUGGGGCGGGUCUGCUGGGGUCCGGCCAAUGGAACAGCAGCAGGACGAGGGUGAGGACACCGAACGGGUCGGGGAUGACGCUAGGCGGCGGGCCGUCUGUCAGGAGCUCCUACGUGACGUCACUGUACUUCGCUCUUAGCAGUCUGACCAGCGUGGGCUUCGGCAAUGUCUCAGCCAACACGGACUCUGAGAAGAUCUUCUCCAUCUGCACCAUGCUCAUCGGAGCGCUCAUGCAUGCUGUGGUGUUUGGUAACGUCACCGCCAUCAUCCAGAGGAUGUACUCCCGCCGCUCCCUCUACCACACGCGCACCAAAGACCUGAAGGACUUUAUUCGCGUGCAUCGGCUUCCCAAGGCUCUGGAGCAACGCAUGAUGGAGUGUUUUCAGACAACCUGGUCCGUCAACAAUGGCAUUGACGUCAGUGAGCUGCUCAAGGAGUUUCCCGACGAACUGAGGGCUGACAUCGCCAUGCAUCUGAACAAAGAGCUGCUGCAGCUGCCGCUCUUUGAGUCAGCCAGCAGGGGGUGUCUGCGUUCCCUUUCCCUGAUCAUUAAGACAUCCUUCUGCGCUCCAGGGGAGUUCCUCAUUCGCCAAGGAGACGCGCUCCAGGCGAUCUACUUCGUGUGCUCAGGCUCCAUGGAAGUACUGAAGGACAACACUGUGUUGGCCAUUCUGGGUAGGGGCGACCUGAUAGGUUCUGACUGUCUGACCAAGGAGGAAGUGAUUAAGACAAACGCUUGUGUGAAGGCCCUGACCUACUGUGACCUGCAGUAUAUCAGUCUCAAAGGCCUUCGGGAAGUGCUCUGCCUUUAUCCAGACUACGCUCAGAAGUUCAUCACUGAGAUCCAGCACGAUUUGACCUACAACCUUCGAGAAGGACACGACACUGAGGAAGACUGCGAGAGCAACGGUGGGAUCGUGAAGAAGCUCCCCUCGAUUAAGGAGGAUGAGGAGGGCUCAGGGUCAGAGGGGGAGAACUCUCCUCACCCCAAGCUGCAGGCGGUGGGCAGGCUGGGCCGGGGCCUGCGCUCCCCCAUGCGCUCGCCCCUGCGCUCCCCGCUGCUGCCGCCGCGGCCCUUCCGGCCCAGCAGCGACCACGGCCGGCCCUCCAGCCUGCAGAUCCCUGUGGUGAGCUUCAGCUGCCUGCAGCCGGAGCUCAGCCCGCGAUUUGUGGAUGGAAUUGAGACAGAAAACCAAAGCAGUUCAGCUCAGAGGUUUGACUUUUCUCCCACUGCGACUGCGAGUCUCCUCCCCAGCCCUGAUGUGGCAGCUUCAGAGGCCCGUGAUGAUGAGGGGGACACCAUGCAGACUAUCAGCAAGCUCAAACACGAGAUGAGCGUGCUUUCGCGUCAGGUGACCGCCGUGAGCCAGGAGCUGCAGGCUCUGACGCAGCUCCUCAAGCCGCUGUUCCGCAACCCGUCCGUGCUGCUGAUACAAAGCGCUGCGCCGCCGCCUCCCAGCGUCUCCUCACACAGCUGCUCUCCGGCUCCGCCCCCCUUCACCCACAACGCAUCUGUGGACUGUUCACACAAUCAGAAUCCUCAACAGCCGCCCUCUCCUCCGCUGAAUGUGCAGGUGCUACGAGGAGAGUUUGAUCCACUUCGGUGCUCGUCUCAUCAGCCUCCAGUUUCCCAUCAGACCGGCGCAGCACCGUCGGCCUCCUACUGCUCGGCUCCCCCUUCACUCAACAGCUCUCCCCACGAGCACACAGUGGUGCCACAGCCCUGCUCCUCCUCCACCCCCUCUCUGUCGUCCUCAGCCCCUCCCGUCUUAGUGGACCUGUCGGAGCCUUCAGGAGCCCCACAGACACAGCCUGAGCCCAGUCUCCCACACCAGUACCAGUCAGAGGCCCGGCUGCACUUCCAGCCCGACUGGCACCUCACAGCACGGCCUCCUCCCCAGCCUCCCCUCCAGGCCUCCCACACGGCGCCACGCCCCCAGGAGCCUCUCCUGGACCUUCAGGAGGAGGAGUGGGGCCCGCACAGCACCCAGCUCUGCUUCAUCGACGAGGGGCAGCAGUCAGUGUGAACCCGCAUGCCGCACAUUGUACUGCAUGAACGUUGGCCCAAGGUUUGGCAUGUGAGUUACAACGUAAAUACAUUAAUCUGAAACUGUUCUGAGUGUGAGCACCAGAUGUCAGCAGAUGUGAUAAUAAAACACACUGUUUUACGGCUGCA
This is a messenger RNA of Betta splendens (Siamese fighting fish), 3926 nucleotides long. RefSeq names its product potassium voltage-gated channel subfamily H member 3-like. The coding region runs from base 385 to 3777 and encodes 1130 amino acids. Gene Ontology annotation, cellular component: membrane. Gene Ontology annotation, biological process: potassium ion transmembrane transport; regulation of membrane potential. The record is from RefSeq and is a predicted model, not a curated record. The transcript is spliced from 15 exons. Gene Ontology annotation, molecular function: voltage-gated potassium channel activity. NCBI's taxonomy places the organism in Eukaryota, Metazoa, Chordata, Actinopteri, Anabantiformes, Osphronemidae.